AUGCCGAAGAAGUUUAACAUUCGUGAAUGGGUUCUAUCUGUUCAAUAUUGGUCUUUGCUUUUCAUUCCUCAUAUAUCAAUCUGUCUAAUUUUUUCAACUUAUAUUCUAAUCGGUACCAGUAUUAUUCAAGAAAUUGAAACCGGUCAACAAGAAACUUCUUCUUUAAUAAAAAAUCUUCCACGAGAACGCCUCAUUUCAAAAAUAAUAGAAAAAAGACAAAUGUUUGACAUAGAACAGUAUAUAAAAUAUGUUUCUAUACAUAUUGGCCAAUAUGAAGAAGAAAUCAAAAACACACCAAAUGAUUUUAGAGAAAAUUCAUCAUGGAAUUUUUCGAAAUUUUUAUUUAUUACUGUAACAACAUUAACAACUAUCGGUUCAAAUGAAUUUAUACCAAAAACCAAUCUAGGAAAAUUAUUUCUAAUGAUUUAUACAGGACUCGGCAUUCCAUUAACAUUAGUUUUCAUAAUUGAUUUAAGUUAUUUAAUAAAACGAAUAAUUGAAUGUAUUUCAUUGAUUAUUUUUCAUUUUUAUUCAUCGAAAUAUUUUCUUCAUAUUCGUCGAUUAUUUUUUUUUCGUUUUAUUGAUAAACAAUUAAAUAUUUCAAUUGAAGAAGAUGAUGAAGAAGAAGAUUUAAAUAAAUUAAUAUCUCCUUCAAAAACUCAACAAUAUAUUAAUAAUGUUGUAAAUAUAUUGAAAAAUUUUAAUUAUGAUAAUGAUUUAACAUUACAACAAUUAAUAUUAACCAUUUUUAUUUAUGUUCUUAUUGGUACUUAUUUUAUAUCAUCAAAAUCUGUAUUUGAUAGCUUUUAUUUAUGUUUUACAGCAAUAUUUACAAUUAGUUUGAAUAGAAUAAUUGAUCAAGAAGAUAAUUUAUUUUUUAUAUCUAUUUAUUUAGUUGUUGGUCUUGCAGUUGUAUUAUUGUGUGUAAAAACUAUGAGAACAAGACUAGAAAGAUUAUUAUUAAAUAUUGGAAAGACAUUGUUCAGAAAUCUUUUAGAAUUUAGUCAACAAAUAGGUUCUCAUGAUUUAAAAACCGAUGAUUUCUUAGCAAAUAACGAGACUAAUUCUUAUCCUGCAUCAGACAAUGUUUUUUCUCGACAUCAAUAUGUAACAAAUGUCAUAGCAUUAGAACAACCAUCGACAGCUCGUCCUAUUGGUAUAGCAGAACCAUUACGUCGUCUUUCAACUGAUCUUAUUCGAGUACUCAAGAGUAACGAUAGUAAGGAUGAAAAAACUUUAAAUAAAAGUGUUCAAGUUAGUACCAUGAUCCGACGAUGUGAUCGUUGUGCUGAAUCACCUCUAUCAAGCUUACCAGUUAGAAAAACUUGUCAUUUUUCACCAUCAUCAUCUUCAGUGACUGACAAUAGUUCAAGUUGUGAAGACGAUGAUGUCAUGGAAUUUCCUCCACCCAAUUUAGAUCGAAUACGUAAAAGACGUGCAACACAAGUUGCAAAAACGAUUAUUAAUCAAAUGGCUACCCAACCACGAUUAUCAUCAAUUGAUGAAUUUAUAUCACCAUUAGGAGUACCAUCAAAGCAACGUCAUCGUGCGCAAGGUUUACCACCGGUUUCAGUUCGAUGUUCAGUGAAAGUAUCACGAUCGCCUUCACUUGAAUCUACACGUAAAUGUGAAACUAGUCAAAAAGAAUUUUCGGAACUUUCUAAACAAAUUUCAUCAUUAUUAACUUCACAUGACGAUUGA
Molecule: messenger RNA, 1701 nt
Organism: Rotaria sp. Silwood2
Lineage: Eukaryota; Metazoa; Rotifera; Eurotatoria; Philodinida; Philodinidae
Source: the annotation of a GenBank genome assembly